This is a messenger RNA of Mytilus trossulus (common blue mussel), 2832 nucleotides long. RefSeq lists its product as uncharacterized. The transcript is spliced from 3 exons. Lineage: Eukaryota; Metazoa; Mollusca; Bivalvia; Mytilida; Mytilidae. Gene Ontology annotation, cellular component: cytosol; nucleoplasm. The record is from RefSeq and is a predicted model, not a curated record. Bases 276 to 2759 code for a protein of 827 amino acids. Gene Ontology annotation, biological process: proteasome-mediated ubiquitin-dependent protein catabolic process. Gene Ontology annotation, molecular function: polyubiquitin modification-dependent protein binding; ubiquitin binding; proteasome binding.
UAGGACAUUAUCUGUGAAACUAAAAGUAUUAAUAGAUCAUUUUUUUAAAUAAUGAUUUUAAAAUUGAACUGAGCAUUUUAUAGCAGUUAUAAAUGUAUUGAUCUAAGGACAAAACAUGGAAUUAAAAUUAGCAUUUAUUAACCAGUGUUUGGUAUCCUAGGAGGGAUACAAUCUUCCUGCACGAAUUUGUCGACAAGAUAAAGAGCCACUUCAAAGUGGAAAAUUAAUACACAGUGAUUUAUUAAGAUUGUGUAGUCUGCUGAUUUGAGACUCUAAUGGAUGACUACUAUAUGAAUGGACUACUCAGUGAAACAGACAGGAUCCUUCCAGUGCAUACUCAAAGACCUGGUCAUGAUGGUCAGCUACAAAGAUUACACCUACAGAGAAUGCAGGAUAAAACCUACGAUUCAGAGGAUGACGAUUCUGACAUGGACAACUUUGAUUUGGAUGACUCAGAUACUAUUUUACAAUUGAACCCAGCACAUGGACAGACUGUAGCACUGUGGUCAUUCAUGAAGUUAGAUAGUAUAGCUGUGUUCCCUCCUGACCAAAAUCUGGUAGGAAAUAUCAUAGAAUAUGCAGAAAAACACUUUGGUUUCCUUCGAUUUCAACACCAACUGAUGUUACUUAGUCCAGGACAACUAUCCCCUGUUAGUCUGAACAGUGUAUACAGUAUAAGACCUGGUUCAGUUGUCAUGGUGAUGCCAGAAGAAAAUGCAAUUGUGACAAUUGAAAUUGGACAACUAAAAACAAGCUUUGAAUUAAAUCUGGAUUUAUCAAUGACCGUCCAAAAACUUAAAACAAAUAUACGAAAGAGGAAAGGAAUUCCUAUAGAAAGACAAGAAAUUCUGUAUUCGAACCGAGCUCUAGAAAAUGAUAAACGAUUAUUUGAAUAUCGCAUUAAAAAUAGGUCAAUACUUCAUGUCAUGAUUCAAGCACAUUUUGAUUUAUUGAUAAAUGUAGAGACAUUCUGGGGUAAGACUUAUCGUUUCUACCUUGACCCUUGCAGUACAGGUACAGAUAUUGUUUAUGCAGUAUUUAAUAGAGCUUUCAGUGCUAAUGGUCCAGAAGAUGCUGGGCUGCAUGAACUUUAUGUCCCACUUCAUGUUCUAGUCCUACAAUAUCAAAACAAGCUAGUCAACUGGGAUUACUGUAUAGCAUACCUAAGCAUACAUACGGGUGAGAAACUAGUCCUAUCAACGGUCGGGCAUCAAAGUCAUAUUCAAUUAGAGACUGUCAAUGUUGUUACUGAAUCUGGAGAGAAAUAUGACAUCACUGUGUCCCAGUAUGACCGUUGGUCAGUUCUUGCCUUCAUGCUCCAUGGUCUGACCAAUGUCCCUGUAGAUCUUAUCAGACUUUAUAAAGAUGGAAAAAGAGCAGACUUUUCAUCAACAAUUGGACAAAUUGAAAGACAUCAAAUAAUUGUAAUGAAUGUUGUCAUGACACAUAUAGAUAGGGACCUUGUAUUUGGAGUGCCACUUAAAAUCAGCAUUGGGCAUGGAAUACUAGAAAAUGUAAGAAUAUCCGCUAACAAAACUAUUAGAAAAUUAAAACGUAAACUUGAAAGAAUGGGAGUACCUAAUGCUUCAUUAUAUGAACUGACAAUUGGCAAUCAAAAACUAUCUAACAAUCAUAAAAUAAUGGAUCUGGUCUUUGACCUCUCAAUUCCAUUGGUGCUAAAAUUAGAAACUUAUCCUGUUUUUGCUCAUGCUCCAGAUGGAGUUAUAUAUAAGACAUAUCUAAGAUCUGAUCAAACAAUUGCAAGCUUUAAACACAAGAUUGAGCUGAAAACAGGCUACUCUUUAAAAUCAAGUCAUUUAAUUGUAGCUGGAAGACCCAUUCCUGACCAUCCAAAGAAUAUCUUAUAUGAGUGUGGAAUAAGCUGUCGUAAUUCUAUCUUCUUCCAUCCAGCAAAUGACUUUGAUGCAUUCUUUAUCUUAGGAAAUAAAUGGCUUGAAAAAAUUAAGAUUCCACUUCACAAUCCGUCAUCAACAGAUAUUCGUAAUGCAGUGUGGAAUACUAGAAAGUUACCAGAGGGAAGUCUUAAUUGUGUUCUAACAAUAUUAUAUUGGAUAUUCAUGCCGAAAAUAGCUGCAGCAAAUAUGUCUACAGUAAGGACAAAAAUAAAGAAAAGAAUGCCUGUUGCAAGAGAAACGCUUUAUGAACUUAAAAAACAAGGAAAACUUCAAUUUUUAGAGAAAGAACUUCUGGGAAAACAAGAUAAACCAAGAGCUGUAUAUUCUUCUCCAAUUCCAGGUGCUGACUUCAAAAGGCCACUAGACGGUGCAAAAAUCUAUCACCAUAUAAAGACUAACAAUAUUCCCAAAUUUGAACCUGACCAGAUUAUAGAUCUUAAUGAAAAACUUGAAAGUGGCAGAAAGGUUAAACGCCAUCCAAAAACAGGAUUGCCUCAGAUCUACGAUUCACCAAGAUCCACAAUACCACCUUGGAUGAAAAACAUUCAGACAAGAAAUCAAACCAAUAGAUUAACUCUGGCAAAUGUAGAGGGUGGUCCCAAUGGAAUGGACGGCGUACAUGUGUCGAAAAUUCAACAAAUUCAUAAAAAAAUAGGUUCCAAACUAAAUGAUCCUAACGUUGGACAUAAAUCACAUAGACAAGAUUAUAGUAAUAAUUUCAGUAAGCGUAAUAGAUUUAUGUAUGAUUAUCAACAUUUUGAUUAUGUAGCCAGUGAAGAUGGUCACGGUGUUAAAUCUGCGUCAACUUUUCCUCAUAAGUUUUUACCAAAACUUAUCCAUUAAGUUAAUUCAAGGAAAUUUAAAAAGAUGACACAGUCCUUCAUCAAACAAAAUUAAAAGUAAAAAUACACAUAUA